AUGGCGUCGGAUUACGAUCAUGCGGCGCCCGACGACCGUCUGCAUGCCCACCCCGCCGCCCCUAUGGAACCCGCGUACCCUGGCGAGAGAGGAUGGCAGAACGGAGGACGCAGAACCCCCGACAACAGCAAUUAUCGAAACCAGCAGCCUUCACGCUCCCCUGGUCCCAGAACCCCUGGAAGAGAGGGCGACCCGAGACAGAGCCGCGAACGCAGCAGAUCCAAGGGAAGAGGUGGUGCACGAUCAGCUAGCGGUCAACAGAGAAUCUGCAAAAAGUGUGGAGAGCCACUCACCGGCCAAUUCGUGCGCGCACUGGAUGGAACCUUUCAUCUGGACUGCUUCAAGUGUCGAGACUGCGGCCAGAUUGUUGCCUCCAAGUUCUUCCCCGUUGACGACGAGAAUGGCGAGGGUCAAUACCCGUUGUGCGAGACAGACUACUUCCGCAGGCUUGGUCUCCUCUGCUACAAGUGCGGAGGGGCUCUGCGUGGCUCUUACAUCACCGCGCUCGACCGCAAGUACCAUGUCGACCAUUUUACAUGCUCAAUGUGUCCCACAGUCUUCGGUGCUCAAGAUAGUUACUAUGAGCACGACGGCCAUGUGUACUGCCACUACCACUACUCCACGCAGUUCGCGCAACGAUGCAACGGCUGCCAGACUGCCAUUCUCAAGCAGUUUGUGGAGAUCUUCAGAAACGGUCAGAACCAGCACUGGCAUCCCGAGUGCUACAUGAUUCACAAGUUUUGGAAUGUACGACUUACACAGCCGAGCGAAACCCCCGAGAUACCCCAGGAGAGCGAUGACCCCGCCACGCGCGAAAUCAUUAGGCAGGAGGAAGAGCGCAUGGAGGAGAAAGUCUACCGCAUCUGGAGUGUCCUGUCCACCUUCGAGGAGUCGUCCGCUGCCUGCAUCUCCGACAUGCUUCUGCACGUUAGCAAUGGCGCCUACGUCGACGGCGUGCUCGUCGCGAAGAAGUUCAUCUGGCAUGUCGAAAUUCUGUUCCAGUCCGCCGAUCGUCUGGACCUUUCCAUGGACGAAUUGAAGCUGAAAGGAUUAUCGUACGGUCGUGAAGCCAAGCUUCUUUGCAAGAAGAUAGUGUCUUUCUUUUCUCUGCUGUCCAAGACCCAGGACACGGGAGCACGGAAGCUUGGCGUCACCCAGGAGCUUCUGUCCCUCGUCACAGGCCUCGCCCACUACCUCAAGCUCCUCAUCCGCAUCUGUCUCCAGGGAGCGCUCCGCCUUGAGAAGGAGUCUAAGAGCUCCGACGGCAUUUACCAAUUCCUAGAUGACCUUAAUGAGCUGGACACUGUGAAGAUUGACGACAACACCUUGCAGGCUAUCACCGGUAACUCUCGGCUGUCAGCCAAGGACUCGGAUCACUGUGCGCUCUGCAACAAGUCAGUCGAGGAUGAGUGUGCGAAGAACUCAGAAAGACGGUGGCAUAUUGCCUGUGUGGGCUGCAAAAGCUGCAACAAGGAGCUCGGCCGCAAACUGGAGGAGGCGCGCUACAACGCAUUCGACAAUUCGAUCUGGUGCACCAACUGUGUCGGCAUCAACAGCGACGACAUGCCACCUUUUGAGCAUGUCACAAAGUUGCAGCAGUACGUUUUCCUUCUCAAGGUGGCGCUCGCAAGGUUGUUGGACAUUCUCCGAAGCAGCGGUGCCCUGCCUCGGCAGAACGAUGACCAGAACAUGGAUGGGUACGGACCAGGCGAGGGCCCUCGAACUCUUGCCCCAGGCGAGGCACCCUACCUCAACUCUGACAACCGCUCCAAAUCAUACGCUGGAGAUCAACGAGAGCACAACCGCGAGUCUUCGUACGAGAACACGCUGAACGACGUCCGCCGCCUGAGGAGUACUCGUCUCGACAAGCACUUAUCAUCUAGCUUCAGAAAGGCCCGAACCUCGCGCAUUAUGGAUGGCCCCGAGGGACGCAGCGUCCGCCCUGGAUCUGCCGGCGAGGACCUUGGACGAGGCGAUGGAGGUUUUUCGAUCGUCGAAGACCGCGGUCCAAACGACGAAGGAACGACGGAUAAGAUGUUCAACCACCAGGACGCCCUGACGCUAGACGACAUCCCCAGGAUUGUCGCGGCUGAGCAAGUCAAGGAGCAGCAGAACAAGCCUGGCCGCCAGGAGCUUUUUCGAUCGCCCGCAACUGACCCCAUGGGUCACCAGAGAUCGCAGUCUGCGGGCAGAGAGGCCGAGAUCCGCGCAGGUGACCCUUUGCCCCAGCGAUUGGGAAGGAAGUACUUUUCGGAACUUUCGGGCCUAGAGUACUUCAUUGUCCGUCACUUGGCGGUCCUGACUCUCCAUCCCGCGGUCGAGAACGAGUUUACUCUGGACGAGCUGUUAAGUUUUAUCGAGUCGCGGAAGCAGCCCACGUUCUGGAAGAACUUGGGCAAGGCGUUCAAGAACGACCGGCCAAAGAAUGCCAAGAAGAAGGGCAUCUUCGGAGUGCCUCUGGAGAUUAUCAUUGAGAAAGACGGUGCCGAGUCGACGGAUGGCGUUGGACCUGGAGCUCUCAAAAUCCCUGCCAUCAUUGAUGAUAUCAUCAGCUCCAUGAGAAAGAUGGACCUUUCGGUCGAGGGUGUUUUCAGGAAGAACGGCAACAUCAAGAAGCUCACUGAACUUGUGGAGAGGAUUGACCGUGAGGGUUGCGAUAACAUCAGCUUCAUGGACCAGCCUGUUGUGCAAGUCGCUGCGCUGCUAAAGCGCUACCUGCGCGAGCUGCCCGACCCCCUCAUGACAUUUAAGCUUCAACGUCUUUGGAUCGUUGUUGCCAAGAUCCAGGAUGACGCCAAGAGAAAGCAGUAUCUUCAUCUCAUCUGCUGUUUACUUCCCAAGGUCCACAGGGACUCCUUGGAGAUUCUGUUCUGCUUCCUCAAGUGGGCUGGAUCUUUCCAUCAGGUCGAUGAAGAAGCUGGUUCGAGAAUGGACAUCAAGAACCUGGCGACUGUUAUCGCGCCCAACAUUCUCUACAGUAGCAACAAAGCUCCUGCUCUGGACAGCGAUCCAAUGUUCGCUAUUGUUGCUGUGCAAGACAUGAUCACUUACAUCGAGGAGAUGUGCCUGGUUCCUGACGAGCUCAUGGAUCUUGUGAAUGAUCCGUUCGUGUUUGGUUCUGGAAACGGCGCUGAUCUGAGCACUAAGGACAUCCUGAAGCGCUACCAGGACCGCAUCGGCCAGAGACCAGGAUUGGGCGAAGUCAAUGAGGUCUUUAACAGACCGGACAACUCCACCCGCCCACCUCCCCGACGAGUUGAGACGGACCCCGCUCUGUGGCAACAGCAAGAGAGCAGUGUCCGCCCUGUACAGGAUCCUCUGCCUACCAUGGUCCUGCCAUACCAUCCUCAUCCCAACGCCAACACACCUCCUCAAAGGUGGCGGCCACAUGAAGAGAACGGUCACCCCUCACCCUAUGCCAACCAGCCUGAGCACUCUGAUACCGAGGGCCCAACUGAUGCUCAGAAGCGUGAAUGGCGCAACUCUGCUGCUUGGGGACGGCAGAACGGUGGUGUGGGAGUUGGUGGACAUACAUAG
Molecule: messenger RNA, 3537 nt
Organism: Colletotrichum gloeosporioides
Lineage: Eukaryota; Fungi; Ascomycota; Sordariomycetes; Glomerellales; Glomerellaceae
Product: Rho-type GTPase-activating protein 1
Exons: 4
Coding region: 1-3537 (1178 amino acids)
Biological process (GO): signal transduction; actin cytoskeleton organization
Cellular component (GO): cytoplasm
Source: RefSeq, a predicted model, not a curated record